Messenger RNA from Rotaria sordida, 585 nucleotides. The record is from the annotation of a GenBank genome assembly. NCBI's taxonomy places the organism in Eukaryota, Metazoa, Rotifera, Eurotatoria, Philodinida, Philodinidae.
AUGGAUUCAUUAUUACUAAAACAUUUAUCACUUAUUCGUCGUCUUCGUCGAGAACACUCCACAGUAACAGUUGCAGAAAUCAAACUAUUCUUCGAUAAUAUCGUUUCAUACAUAAAAAAUCUGAUUUAUAAAAAUGAAAAAAAUGAUUGUUUAGAUUUAUUAACAAUUAUAUGUGAUGAUCUAGCAUCUGUACACACUCUUCGAUUAUUUGAAAAUUCAUUUCUAAUUAAUCAUCCAAUAUGUAUCUAUAUUGGACGUACAUUAGAAAUGCUCCUAGUGAAAUCUAAUCAUUUACAAUCAAUACCAAUGACUAAAUGCGAAGAAAAUUGUUUUUAUACAAUAAGUUAUUUAAUAUCACAACUAUGUUUAUAUCGAAAUGAAACCAUCGAGUCAUUCUAUGGAUCGAUAUCAAAUGAAACUUUUCCCAUAACCGAUAAAAUAAAUAUAAGAGAUGAAACAAUUAAUGAAAAUAGUAGAAAGUCAAAUUUAAUAGCAAAUAAACCAAAUUUAAAAGUUACUUGUUUAUCUCCUAAUGUAUCAAAAUCACGUCCUAUCGAGGAAACAAGUAAGGUUCAUCGACAUUGA